CGCGAGAUUUUGUUGCUUCCGCAUUUUGGGUCUGUAAGGUGGGGGAGGGGGGCGAGGCCGCUGCAGUUUCUCUCACCUGCUUGCCACGGCUCGAUCCCGGCUCGGAGCAGCGGCGGCGCGGGCUUCCGCUGUCCGCUGGCUGAGGACCUUCCGCUCCCCCUCGGUCCCGCGUGGGCUCCGAAUCCUGUCCGCGGCAGGGGCCAGCGGCCCCUCCCCUCCCCUCCGAGGAUAGAAGAUGAGCUUCCUCUUUAGCCGCUCUUCUAAAACAUUCAAACCAAAGAAGAAUAUCCCUGAAGGAUCUCAUCAGUAUGAACUCUUAAAACAUGCAGAAGCAACUCUAGGAAGUGGGAAUCUGAGACAAGCUGUUAUGUUGCCAGAGGGAGAGGACCUCAAUGAAUGGAUUGCGGUUAACACUGUGGAUUUCUUCAACCAGAUCAACAUGUUAUAUGGAACUAUCACAGAAUUCUGCACUGAAGCAAGCUGUCCAGUCAUGUCUGCAGGUCCAAGAUAUGAAUAUCAUUGGGCAGAUGGUACUAAUAUUAAAAAGCCAAUCAAAUGUUCUGCACCAAAAUAUAUUGACUAUUUGAUGACUUGGGUUCAGGAUCAACUUGAUGAUGAAACUCUUUUUCCUUCUAAAAUUGGUGUCCCAUUUCCUAAAAACUUUAUGUCUGUGGCAAAGACCAUUCUAAAGCGUCUGUUCAGGGUUUAUGCCCAUAUUUAUCACCAGCACUUUGAUUCUGUGAUGCAGCUGCAGGAGGAGGCCCACCUCAACACCUCCUUUAAGCACUUUAUUUUCUUUGUUCAGGAGUUUAAUCUGAUUGAUAGGCGUGAGUUGGCACCUCUUCAGGAAUUAAUUGAGAAGCUUGGAUCGAAAGACAGAUAAAUUUUUCUUCUAGAACAGUUACCCUCUUGCUUCAUCUACUGCUAGAGCUAUCUCAUUGCUUUCUGUUAUAGACUAGUUAUACAAACUUUAAGAAAACAAGAUAAAAAGACACCUAUUUUCUGUGUCUACUGAUAAAAUUGUCCCAAAGGUAGGUUGGCCUCAUACCUUCAGAGUGAGAAAUUCAGGACAUAGCUGAAUCUGAGGCACUGUGUGACCACUGCUGUUACUGCCAUAGAGCCAUACUUGGUUGUAGAAUGUGAGGACUAACCUGUAGUUUAUUAGUUUACUUAUUCUUUUACUGAAGAAGAUGAUCGACUCUGUAUCAGGUGACAGCAUGAUGGAUAUUAAGAAUUUCCAAUAAUUUAUUAACAGGUUUCCAGAACAAAUUUCCUAAUAAUGCAAUCACAAAUCAGUUUUAUUCUGCUUUUAUUUUACAAAUAGAAGAGGUGUUCUAAAACUUCCUUAAGAUUUAGAACAUUUGUGUCACUUUGGAUAACCUUGUAGUUUGAAGUUUGUAUGCUAGUGUUUUUUUAGGUAAGAUUAUAUAUAUAUAUGUAUAUUUUUUCAAAAUCCGUGAUUGCAGUUUAAAUCAUCAUACGAUAUGUGGUAUGGGAGUAACCAAAGUUAUUUCUAAAAGGACUUUAUUUUUUAGCCUUUAUUUUAAUCUUUAUUUGGGAUUUUAUUCACAUAAACCUAUCUAAAUUUUUAGUGUGUGUGUAUCAAAUAAUUUUUUUAAGGCAUCUAAGGAUCGUCUUGCGGAUUUUUAUUUUGAAAUGCUUCAUUCAGAUUAAUUUUAAUAUGUAGGUUUUGUCUGAGAAAAGGAGAACUUCCAAAAAAUAUGACAGCUUUGGGUCUCAAAAACCAUUAUUUUCAUUCAUGUUUGUUUCAGAGGCCUUAAAAUUUGGAUAGGAGAAUGGAAGAAAGUACUUAGAGUACUUGACUAUUUUAUUUUGAGUUUUCCUUUAAAAAGAAACUACUUUUAUACGUUUUUAUUGUGACUUGAGACUUAGUUUAGUGUAGAAAUGCACGAACCUUAUCCCAAUAAGGAUAAAACGUAAGGAAAACCACAAUAAAAAACCUUGAAGGUGUACACAUUUUAUAACCCAGCUAAAAGUUUGAUGUGCUGCCUGUUCUUUAAUGUGUGUGUGUGUUGGGCGAGGAGGGGUAAUAUGUUUAAAGGAGACAAAAUGGGAUAAGUAAAAAAAAAAAAAAAAAAAAA
This is a messenger RNA of Balaenoptera ricei (Rice's whale), 2102 nucleotides long. RefSeq names its product MOB kinase activator 1A (gene MOB1A). Gene Ontology annotation, biological process: hippo signaling; positive regulation of protein phosphorylation. Gene Ontology annotation, cellular component: cytoplasm; nucleus. Lineage: Eukaryota; Metazoa; Chordata; Mammalia; Artiodactyla; Balaenopteridae. The transcript has 6 exons. Gene Ontology annotation, molecular function: protein kinase activator activity. Bases 236 to 883 code for a protein of 215 amino acids. The record is from RefSeq and is a predicted model, not a curated record.